Molecule: messenger RNA, 2388 nt
Organism: Naumovozyma dairenensis CBS 421
Lineage: Eukaryota; Fungi; Ascomycota; Saccharomycetes; Saccharomycetales; Saccharomycetaceae
Gene: SET2
Product: histone methyltransferase SET2
Exons: 1
Coding region: 1-2388 (795 amino acids)
Biological process (GO): regulation of DNA-templated transcription
Cellular component (GO): chromosome; nucleus; chromatin
Molecular function (GO): protein binding; histone H3K36 methyltransferase activity
Source: RefSeq, a predicted model, not a curated record
AUGUCCACAGAUAUAUCGAUACCGCCCAACAAACUAUUCUUAAACGAAGAAGAUAAAACAGAAGAAGCAUUAAAUUCUUUCAUCCCUAUAGAAUCAUGCAUCUAUUCCUCUAAGAAACUAGGUAAUUCGAAAAACAAUGACUUCAUCGAAUGUGAUUGUUACGAAGAUAAAGACCCUCAAAUACACAUUAACCAUGCAUGUGAUGAAGAUUCAGAUUGUAUUAAUAGAUUAACUUUAAUCGAAUGUGUCAAUAAUCUUUGCUAUUCAUGUGGGAAUGAUUGUCAAAACCAACGAUUUCAAAAAAAGCAAUACUCGAACGUAUCCAUAUUUAAGACGAAAUUGAAAGGAUAUGGUGUAAGAGCUAAUGAAAAUAUUGAAAAUGGACAAUUUAUUUAUGAAUAUAUAGGGGAAGUUAUUGAUGAGAUACAAUUUAGAGAAAGAAUGAUUGAUUAUGAUUUGAAGAAAUUUAAGCAUUUUUAUUUUAUGAUGUUACAAAAUGGUCAAUUUAUCGAUGCUACUAUUAAGGGAUCUUUAGCAAGGUUUUGUAAUCAUUCUUGUAGUCCCAAUGCAUAUGUUAAUAAAUGGGAAGUUGCAGGGAAAUUGAGGAUGGGGAUCUUUGCUAAGAGGAAAAUUUUGAAAGGUGAAGAAAUUACUUUUGAUUAUAAUGUGGAUAGAUAUGGUGCAACAGCCCAAAAAUGUUAUUGUGAUGAACCAAAUUGUAUUGGCUUCCUUGGUGGGAAGACUCAAACUGAAGCUGCUUCAUUAUUACCUCAAAGUUAUGCAGAAGCAUUAGGUAUUCGUCCAUCCAUAGAGAAACAAUGGAUAAAAGAGAUGAAAAGAAAUGGCCAAAAAAUUGAAAAAGCAAAGAACAAUGAUAAUAAUAUCAAUGUAGAUUUUGUCGAUUCCUUGGAUAUCUUACCUUGUGAAACGCCUGAUGAUGUACGAAAAGUGAUGAGUAUUCUUUUACAAGUAGAUAGUACCUACAUGGCAACAAAAUUAUUCCAUCGUUUAUUUAAUAUUACAAAUGAAAACGAAAUUUUACUUCAUCAAGUCAUAAAAUUGCAUGGUUAUAUUUGUUUCUCCAAAUUAUUAGAUUUAUUUCAAGAUGAUUCCAACACCAUAGAGGAGAUUUUAGAAUUUUUAAUGAGAUUACCCAAAUCAACCAAGAAUGGGAUUGUGUCAUCUCAAAUUGAUAAAAAAAUUUCCAACUUAUCUGAAGAAAUACCGCAUUUGAAGGAUCAAUGUGAUUUACUCAUUGAAAAAUGGAACCAAUAUGAAACUUAUAAUCGAAUAGCUAAAAGAGAUAUAACUAAUGAUCUUAAUGGUAAUGGUAAUGGUUCAUCAUCCAACUUAUCAAGAUUGAUGGAUAUGAGAAGAGUCAGAUUACCCUUAGGUUGGGAAAUCAUUUUUGAAAAUGGUCGACGCCUAUUUUUUAACGCCGAAAGGGAAAUCAAAUUAACAGAACCUCCGACAGAAGAACAACUUAGACUUGAUGAUCAUGCCAAAGAUAAGGAUGUAAACGAUAACCAGAACGGCCGCCACCGUCACCAAAAUCGUAAUCGUGACAAUCACCACCGCCCUAGUAGAUAUAACAACAAUGAGGAUAAUCUCGAGAGUCAUUGGAAUCAUGAUAAAAAUAAAAUUGAUUCAAAUAUGAUGUUAAGUAGUAAGAAAAGAAGAAGAAUGGAAAGACAAUUAGAAUUAUCCAAAGCAAGAGCUUAUGCAAAUAAGAAACGUCGUGAAGAACUAGAAAAGAAAAUAAAAGGACAAACUUCAUCUUCAACCCUGAAUUCACCAAUGGAAAACAAUUCAGAUAACAAUAAUAGUAGUGGCAAAGAUGAUUUAAAUCUGAACAAAAGUAAUAGUCUUAAUCAUAGUCAUAAUAAUGCACAAACUCCAAGUCCAACUCCUGCGGACCACCCCUCCGGUGUCGAAACGAAUAAAACUGAAAUUUUAAAAAUUAUAGAGCAUGCUAAUAAGAUUAAAGAACUUGAAAGAGAGAAAGAGUUGAAAUUGAAAAGGGAAAAUGAAAUGAAAAGAAAGAAAAAAUCUAUAUCUGAAAGUAAUGAACAUAAAUGGGAUAAUUUCUUUGCCUCAUUUGUCCCCAAUUUAGUUCGUAAGAACACUGGUGAUGUAGAAUUAAGUCGUGACCAUAUUAAAGAAUGUUCAAGAGAUAUAGUGAAAACUUUAACUUCCAAAGAAUUGAAAAGAGAUGAUCCUAAACCACCUCCAGAGGAAGCUACAAAGGAAAAAAAAUAUAAAGUCAAUAAAUUUGUGAAAAUUUAUAUGGAAAAAUUCAUUACUAAAUAUAAGGAAAAACAUUCACGUGCUCAAUCCCGUUCCCGUUCCGAUCUACACCAUCAUACUGGUAAAAAAACUUCGUCCUAA